Molecule: messenger RNA, 1138 nt
Organism: Ipomoea triloba (trilobed morning glory)
Lineage: Eukaryota; Viridiplantae; Streptophyta; Magnoliopsida; Solanales; Convolvulaceae
Product: eukaryotic translation initiation factor 3 subunit G
Exons: 2
Coding region: 49-927 (292 amino acids)
Cellular component (GO): eukaryotic translation initiation factor 3 complex; cytoplasm
Molecular function (GO): translation initiation factor activity; RNA binding
Source: RefSeq, a predicted model, not a curated record
UCUCAUACUCGGCCAGUUGAAUACCAGAUUUCUAUAGCUCCGGCGGCCAUGACUACCGAUUCCCUUUCGAAGCCGGCGAGCAAGCUCCGAUGGGGGGAGCUGGAGGAAGACGACGCCGAGGACCUCGAUUUUCUCCUCCCGCCGAAGCAGACCAUCGGCCCGGACGAGAACGGCAUCAAGAAGGUGAUUGAGUACAAGUUCAGCGACGAGGGCAAUAAGGUUAAGAUCACCACCACGACUCGUGUGCGAAAGCUCGCCAAGGCGCGCCUCAGUAAACGGGCGAUCGAACGCCGCUCCUGGCCCAAGUUCGGCGAUGCUGUUCGUGAGGACGUCGGAAGCAGACUCACCAUGGUUUCCACCGAAGAGAUCUUGCUUGAAAGGCCCCGAGCCCCUGGUUCCAAAGCUGAAGAGGCCAAGGCUGCAGAUGCACUGUCUGCUCUUAAUAAACCAGGUGCUGUUCUGAUGGUUUGUAGGACUUGUGGCAAGAAAGGUGAUCACUGGACAUCUAAGUGCCCUUACAAGGAUCUUGCCGUACAGACUGACACUUUUGUUGACAAACCACCAAUGUCCGAUGCUAGCAUGCCUCCUGGUGCAACUAAAGGAGCUUAUGUUCCUCCUAGCAUGAGGUCGGGCGCUGAGAGACCUGCUGGAACAGACAUGAGACGCAGGAAUGAUGAGAACUCGGUCCGUGUGACCAACUUAUCAGAGGAUACCCGAGAACCUGACUUGAUGGAGCUUUUCAGACCUUUUGGUGCUGUGACUCGAGUCUAUGUUGCUAUUGAUCAGAAGACUGGAGUGAGCAGAGGUUUUGGAUUUGUCAAUUUUGUAAACAAAGAAGAUGCUCAGAGGGCAAUCAACAAACUGAAUGGCUAUGGGUAUGAUAAUCUUAUUCUUCGAGUUGAGUGGGCCACCCCUAGAUCAAACUAGGGCAAUUUCUACAGGAAAAUUUCCAGUGCUUGAAGUUUUGGUUCAAAGGACAACAGAAUUUGCUGUGUUAAUUUUCUUCAAUCUUCAGUAGUUUAUGUUGUUUGUACUUUUCUGGGCUUGCGGAUAAGUUGUAUUCAUGACCCCAGCUAAAGAUUUUAUGCUUAUAAAUUUUUCAUUAAUGCUAUUAUUCUACAUGUCAAUUGAUUUAGAG